This is a messenger RNA of Microthlaspi erraticum, 2412 nucleotides long. Lineage: Eukaryota; Viridiplantae; Streptophyta; Magnoliopsida; Brassicales; Brassicaceae. The record is from the annotation of a GenBank genome assembly.
AUGCUGUUGAAACUCGAUUUGGAGAAGGCAUAUGAUCGAAUUCGUUGGGAAUUUCUGGAAGAUACUCUCAUCGCAGCUGGUUUAUCAGAGAAAUGGGUCAGAUGGAUUCUUCAGUGUGUCACAGGUCCAUCUAUGCACGUGUUGUGGAAUGGGGAAAAAACAGAAGCUUUUAAGCCGGAACGUGGACUUAGACAGGGAUAUCCUCUCUCUCCCUAUCUUUUUGUCCUAUGUAUGGAAAGACUUUGCCAUCUGGUGGAAAAUGCAAUUGGGGAAGGCAAGUGGAAACCAAUUAGUUUAUCAAGAGGAGGACCAAAGCUAUCCCACAUGUGCUUUGCUGAUGACUUAAUACUGUUUGCGGAAGCGUCUGUGAGUCAGAUCAGGGUCAUAAGAGGUGUUUUGGAACGCUUUUGCUUGGCUUCUGGGCAGAAAGUGAGCCUUGAGAAGUCAAAAAUAUACUUCUCUGCCAAUGUAGCCCGGGAACUGAGAGAUGAGAUUAGUGGAGCCAGUGGUAUUCAACCAACUUGCGACCUGGGGAAGUAUUUGGGAAUGCCGGUGUUACAUAAGAGGUUAAAUAAAGAGACCUUUGGUGAAGUUGUGGCGCGCGUGUCUGCGCGCAUGGCGGGUUGGAAAGGACGUGUUCUAAGUAUGGCUGGGAGACUUACACUGACAAAGGCAGUCAUCUCAUCCAUCCCUGUGCAUUCAAUGAGCACCAUACUACUCCCAAAGUCGACCCUAGCUAAGCUGGACCAGCUAACAAGGUCUUUCUUGUGGGGGAGCGAUGGCGAGAACAAAAAGCAACACCUAGUAGCUUGGCAGAGAGUGUGUUUGCCGAAGCGAGAUGGAGGACUAGGGAUUCGCUCGGCUGCUGAGAUGAACAAAGCUAUGAUCGCGAAGGUUGGUUGGCGUUUGCUGCAGGACCAGAACAGCUUAUGGGGGGGUGUACUAAGAAGCAAAUACAAGAUUGGGGACCUCUCGGAGAGAGGUUGGAUCGUUACCAAACCUUAUUGGUCUGCUACUUGGAAGAGCAUUUUGAGUGGGAUGCGUGAAGUGGUUUUCCAGGGCUUAGGAUGGGUCGCUGGAGAUGGAAAUUCGAUUAAGUUUUGGACUGACCGAUGGCUCUCGGAUACUCCCCUGAUAAAUACGAAUGUGAUAGCACUUCCGGAGGCCAUGAAGGAGUUGACAGCUCGGCAACUCUGGGGGGAUGAUACAGAGUGGAGAUGGGAUCAGAUUACCCCUUUUGUCUCGGAGGAUACGCGACUGCGGCUACUUUCUGUGGUUCUGAAUACCAUUGCAGGGAAUAAGGAUACACUCUCCUGGACAGCAAGCCCGAAUGGUGAAUUCACGGUGCGCUCUGCAUAUGAGCUAUUGACAAGGAACUUGGCUCCGCGUCAGAAUAUGGAGUCUUUUUUCGAUCGGAUAUGGCGUGUGGCAGCUCCUGAACGGGUGAGACUUUUUCUUUGGCUCGUGGGAAACCAAUGUCUCAUGACAAAUGCGGAACGGAAACGACGACAUAUAUGUGACUCUGAUGUCUGCCAUGUGUGCAAGGGAAGAGUGGAAACUAUUCUACACAUUCUGCGAGAUUGCCCUGCUAUGAUGGGCAUUUGGACUCGUUUGGUCCAGCCUAGGAAGCAGCGAGAGUUUAUGGAGAAGCCUGUUUUGUCAUGGCUAUAUGCAAACUUGGGAGAUGACAGCUUGGUGGAGAUGGUACCAUGGUCAACUCUAUUUUCUAUGGCUGCAUGGUGGGGAUGGAAAUGGCGGUGUGGUAACAUAUUUGGUACAAAUGGGAAGUGCCGCGAUCGUGUGCGAUUCCUUAAGGACCUAACGAAAGAGGUCACGUCGGCCACAUCAGCUUGCCAGACUCAGAACACGGCGAGGCCUCGAACCGAGGUGAUGAUAAGUUGGAAGAAGCCGGUGGACGGAUGGAUGAAGCUUAAUACAGACGGGGCCUCGCGUGGGAACCCAGGCUCCGCCGCAGCAGGAGGAGUCCUUCGAAACAACGUUGGUGAAUGGUGUGGUGGUUUUGCAUUGAAUAUAGGUGUCUGUUCAGCGCCUAUGGCAGAAUUGUGGGGUGUUUACUAUGGCCUCUACAUUGCUUGGGAGAAACAGGUUUCACAAGUGGAGGUUGACAUUGAUUCGGAGUUGGUGGUCGGCUUUCUCAAGAAUGGGAUUGGAGAGGCACACCCACUUUCCUUCCUGGUACGUUUGUGCCAUGGCUUCAUUACAAAGGACUGGACUGUCCGUUUUACUCACGUGUAUAGGGAGGCUAAUCGUCUAGCCGAUGGAUUAGCUAACUAUGCAUUUUCUCUCCCUUUUGGUUUUCAUGAUUUGCCUUUAGCCCCGGCUAGUUUGGAAUCAAUCCUACAAGAUGAUGUACUAGGAUAUGAGCUUCCAAGAGAUGUUAUUGUUGUUUAA